This is a messenger RNA of Panicum hallii, 2586 nucleotides long. Its product is annotated as WD repeat-containing protein 91 homolog. NCBI's taxonomy places the organism in Eukaryota, Viridiplantae, Streptophyta, Magnoliopsida, Poales, Poaceae. The record is from RefSeq and is a predicted model, not a curated record. The transcript is spliced from 16 exons. The coding region runs from base 169 to 2049 and encodes 626 amino acids. Gene Ontology annotation, molecular function: protein binding.
AACCAGCCCUCGCUUCCGCUCCGCCUCGUCGGCUUCGGCUCUCGCCAAUCGCUGCCGCCCCGGCCGGCUCGCCUCGCUCGCUCUCCUCCCCGCGCAGGCGUGCACUCCUCCUUCCCAGCGGGGACGGCGCCGCCACCACGCAGCCAGUGACACUGACGCUGGAGUGCAAUGGAGAACAUCCGGUACGCCGAGGAGCUCGUGAGGGAGUUCCUAGUAUUCAGGGGUUUCACAAGUACGCUGCAAGCAUACGAGUCGGAGUUGUCUACUGAGAUUGGCAGGAAUUUUCAAGUAGAUAAGAUCCUGGAUUUAGUAUUCUCAGAGUAUGUUGCCAAAUACCAACUGGAUAGGUUGGUAGGCCUGUUCACCUUUUUCAAGCAGUGUUUCACAUCACCUGCGGACACAGAGUUGUUCUCGACCCUUGUUAAGUUGGAGCUAUCAGUAUUAAGGUACUAUGUUAUCAAUGCCUUGAAAUCUGGAAGACAAGACAAAGUAAUUGAAUUCUUUGGUGAAAGCAGCAAUUAUCUGAUGCAAAAACGUGAAGAUUGGCUGGCAUGGUUCGCUAUUCCAUAUAUUAAGAACCCAAGCUUCGAUCCGCAGUUCCGUGUAUAUUUCUCCAAAGAAUGGUUGGACACUUUGUUUCUUUCAUUUAGGAAUUUUUUGAGUGGGAUAUUCAAUGAGACUCGGAUCCCAGCUCUUUUAAGAAUUAGCACUGAAAAGAAUACCAUCAAAUCCCUCAAGAACGACAUAAAGCAACUGAAUAAUAAAUUGGCAGAGCUACAAGCGUCGUUAGAGGCGAAGGAAGAUGAAAUAUCUCAGUUGAGAAGGAACUACAAUGGUGCUGGUUAUGGAAACAAGAAUUUAAUUGGUACUAGUACAGCUGGUACCCCUCCUGAACAAGAGAUGUCAGAAAACUAUGAAGAAUCCUCAACCUCAAGUAGCAUGAUUCAGGGUUUUGAUUCAAGGUCUUCAUGUUCAGUGAAAUCUUCUAAAAGAGAUGGGAAAUUCCAUGAAUCUUCUGAGAUAAGACAUACAGAGGAUGAGCAGGUUUUGGUGACCGAGGAAGACUUUCCUGAAGUGAGAGUUGGUUUUCAGGAAACAUUUUUAGGCCAUAACAGUUCAAUUAGCCAAUGUCGAUUUUCUGCAUCCGGUUCAAAUAUUGCUAGUUCAUCAAUCGAUGGUACAGUUAGGAUCUGGACGUAUGAUUCAUCAACACCAUCAUCCAAAAAUGCCACUAUAUACUGUGGGGCUGAAGUCAGUGCACUUUCUUGGGAAUGCAGAUCUGACAGAUUGCUACUCAUAGGCACAGCUAAUGGAGGAAUUAAAGCUUGGAAUGCUGAUGCAAAGAGAGUUGUUUGCGACCUGAAUACAUCAAGAGACUUUCCAAGCAUCUUAGAUUUGAAAUGUAGCCCUGUCGAACCUGUGUUUGUCUCUGCAGCUGCAUCAACACGGCAUGGAUCAACUAUUUUUGAGAGAACAGGAUUCGCAAACUUGACCGUGUGGCAUAUGAAAACAUGGAAGCCAUUGAUGGUCCUCCCUCUUGGUGAGGAUCCACCUGCUAUCACUUCUCUUUGCUUCAAUCACAAUGGAAAAAUCUUGGCAGCUUCUGCAACAGAUGGGAUGAUUCACAUGUUUGACAUGUCUGCUGGCCUGCAAAUUACGGGAUGGCCUGCGCAUGAUUCCCCAGUGAGCUCAGUUCUUUUUGGGCCAGCAGAAACUAGCAUAUUCAGUUUAGGCUCAGAUGGAAAGAUAUUUGAAUGGAGCUUGCACAAUCAAGGCCAGAUUCUUUGGUCAAGAGAUUGCAGCAGAUUUUGCAAUCCAGAGAGCUUUAACAAGCGAAUGCAUGAGAUAGCAUUGGAUUCUAAUGGAAAGAGGCUGCUGGUUACCUCCGGUUUGGUCCGGGCCCCAAUAUAUCAGGUACAAGGUCAUGAGAGUGGAUUGAGGACACUACCGCACAGUUCAUCUAUCACAAGUGUGGAUUGGCAUCCAACACUGCCAAUGUACAUCACCGGGUCCGCAGACCACUCUGUCCGUGUCACAUCUAUUUUAUGAUCAAUAAAGCAAAGUAAUCGCCUUGAGAUUUUGUCGAUGUCUCAAUGCAAUCGGAGAUAUUAUUGCCUAAAGGGACCAGUAAAGCUCCUGGUGACAACCUGUUUCCCAGCAAGCAAGCAUCCAUUCUUAUCGACAGUCUUAACCUUGUGGGAGGCUUUUUGGUGUCACGGCAUAUUUUGCAUGGAAGAGUUGUGUUUGUGUCUUGUAGCUGCGCUGUACCCUAUGGUUAGUUUUCCAACAUUUUUUGUUGUAAAACAGAAACAGGUAUAGAAUUCUGUGAUCCUUUUGUAUACGCACUAGAUUAAAUUGUUACUUCAUGUUACUUCAAUUGUUCGAACGUCACAUCAUUCAUCAAAAGCACAUAGAGGAUCAAUGCCACACGCUUUCAGUCUUUUUGUGGGAGUUGGCAAGAAAGGAACACAGUAUGAUUGUAUGAUUCAGCCUCUGUUCAUCACAACAUUGGAGGCGUUCAUAUUUCUGAAACCAACAAGUUUGUAUGAACUCAUAGAUGUAGCACUGUUUGCCAUUUGGAUUCAA